This is a messenger RNA of Paramecium pentaurelia, 550 nucleotides long. NCBI's taxonomy places the organism in Eukaryota, Ciliophora, Oligohymenophorea, Peniculida, Parameciidae. The record is from the annotation of a GenBank genome assembly.
AAUGUAAAAAUAUGUGAAAUUCUUUAAUAUUGCUCAAUAACUAAAGUUUGUGAAAAGAAAAGGAUGGACUAGAUUUCCACUAAUUUAAGAAGUUGAAUCAGUUGCUGAUCAUAGUUGGAUGAUUUAAAUGAUUGCUUUAUCUUUGCCAACUAAUGAAUUAAAUAAAGACAAAUGCAUAAAGAUUGCAUUAUUACAUGAUUUAGCAGAAGUGAUUGUAGGUGACAUUAUUCCAAGUGAAAAUAUGCCAGCAAAUGAAAAGAAAUAGAAAGAAGAUAAUGCUAUGAAAAUGAUGGUUUAAGAUUUAGAUGAAGAUAUUAAAAAUGAAUUAUAUAGUAUACAUAAAGAAUACGAAAAUGGUGAAAGUAUUGAAGCAGAAGUUGUUAGAGAAUUGGAUAAAUUGGAAAUGUUAUUCUAAGCAUUUGAUUAUGAAUAAAAAUAUAAAGUCAGAUUAGAUGAAUUUUAUACUUGUGAGACUAGAAUAAAAACUAAAUAUGUUAGACCAUUAUUGGAUGAAUUACUUAAAUAGAGAGAAUAAUUCUUAUCUUAAUGA